Ananas comosus (pineapple) is the source of this 2277-nucleotide messenger RNA. RefSeq lists its product as uncharacterized. The record is from RefSeq and is a predicted model, not a curated record. The transcript has 19 exons. The coding region runs from base 124 to 1944 and encodes 606 amino acids. Lineage: Eukaryota; Viridiplantae; Streptophyta; Magnoliopsida; Poales; Bromeliaceae.
GUUUCCACACACGACCCCGUCGGGGAGCAGAUAUGGUGAAAAGUUACCGUUAGAGCUUCUCUCUCGCGCGUGUUAGUAAAUACACCAUAAAAAGGAGGCCACGAGGUGCUCGUCGAAUUGCCCAUGAAAGUCUCUUCUCACUCGCCAAUCGCCAUGCUACUUCGGCUUCAAGAAACCGUGCUCCAAAUCCAAUCGCCACCUCUGUUAUUAUCCACACAUUAUGGGGCGAGGAGACGAGGGGUCGCACCCAAGAAGCCCUCGUUCACUCGGUUUCCUAGAGCCUCUGCGGUCACUUCUAGAACCCAAAGCAUAAUGGAAAGAAUUUCUGGGAGUGAUGAAGUUGGUGGUGCAGGAGGGGCUUACUCAUACAAUGCUUUGAAAAGAUUGGAUCAGCUGUGGUCUAGUAUUUGUUCUGCUCCAAUAGGUUCAAAUUCAGAGAAAAUUCUUGAAGUUGUUUCUAGAGUUCCUGGUUCAUCUCUCCAGUCGGAUCUGCGGGACAAUGCUAGAAGAGUCUUUGACGUAAUAGUUUGCGGUGGCACUUUGGGUGUUUUUGUUGCUACAGCUCUCAGUUCCAAAGGUCUUCAUGUUGGAAUUGUCGAAAGAAACAUCCUUAAAGGGAGAGAACAAGAAUGGAAUAUUUCAAGAAAAGAGCUAAUGGAACUUGUCAAACUUGGUCUUCUUUCUGAAGAAGAAAUUGAACAGAUUACUGCAAUUAAGUUCAAUCCUAAUAGGUGUGGGUUUGAGAAGAAAGGUGACAUUUGGGUGGAGGACAUUCUUAAUCUUGGAGUUUCGCCAGUGAAACUUUUGGAGAUUAUGAAGAAGCGUUUUAUUUCCUUAGGUGGGAUUAUAUUCGAAGGCAAAAGUUUGUCUAGUAUAUGCAUUUAUGAUGAUGUUGCGAUUCUUCAACUGAAUGAUGGUGAGGCUCUGUCUUGUCGCCUAGUUAUUGAUUCUAUGGGAAAUUUCUCUCCAGUUGUGAGGCAGAUACGCCGUGCUAGAAAACCAGAUGGAGUAUGCCUUGUUGUUGGCUCUUGUGCUCGUGGUUUUUGUAAUAAUACGACAAGUGAUGUCAUUUUUAGCAGCUCAUCUGUGAAGAAAGCUGGAAAUUCAGUUGCACAGUACUUUUGGGAGGCAUUUCCUGCUGGUUCUGGUCCCACUGAUCGCACCACUUAUAUGUUCACUUAUGUUGAUGCACAACCUGGGGCUCUGAAGUUGGAAGAGCUUUUAGAGGAAUAUUGGGAUCUUAUGCCAGCUUAUCAGGGCAUAUCUCUUGACCAAUUGGAAAUUCUUAGAGUCAUCUUCGGCAUUUUUCCUACUUAUCGUGAUAGCCCCUUGUCAGCAGCAUUUGAUCGUGUUUUACAGGUUGGUGAUGCUAGUGGAAUCCAGUCACCAGUUUCUUUUGGAGGUUUUGGGAGCAUCAUGCGACAUUUAAGCCGGCUUUCAACUGGUAUAUAUGAAGCAAUGGCGGGAGAUCUCUUAGAUUCACAUAGUUUGCGGUUGCUAAAUCCUUACUUGCCAAAUUUAAGUGCAUCAUGGUUGUUUCAGAGGGCAAUGUCGGCAAGGCCACGUGUUGAUGUUUCACCAAAUUUUAUUAAUGAGCUUCUUUAUGUGAAUUUUCAAUCCAUGCAGAAGCUUGGGGAUUCAGUUCUUCGGCCAUUUCUCCAGGAUGUAAUACAGUUUGGUCCUCUGGUAAAAACUUUGGGUUCUGUUAUGCUAUCCCAGCCCCUGAUCAUACCCUCAAUAUUUAAGCAGGUUGGAACUGAUGUGAUCCUUGACUGGUCGGUUCAUUUUAUGAUGCUUGGCUAUUACACGUUUCUAUCCAGUUUUAUUGAUCCUAUCAUUAGGUCAUGGGUUGAAUCCCUACCACCAAAGAAGAAAUAUGAGUGGAGACGGCAGUUGGAAGCAUGGAAGUAUGGAGCAGGUUUAGAUUAUAAUCAAACGGAGUAAAUGGCUCGGAAAGAGAACUCCAGAUCUAAGGUGAGAAGAAGAUGCGAUCGAGGUGGAGAAAUAAUCAUCGCAUCUAUAUACGUCAUGUAAUAGAAGCACGUUUCUUUCGAAGAUGGAGACCGAUUAUAAUUUCCUUCCUAUAAUGCUCUUUCACAAGGUGCACGUCGAAUUUUGGUAUUUAUUAGGAUAUUAUAGCCAUUGUGACCAUGUGUCCCUAAGUACCAAUCUUUUGUUCUUUUAUAUUUUGUUCUUUUUUCAGAGAAGCAUGACAAACUAUACUAUACUGAUCCUGGAUCAUUUUUCAGAAAUGAAUUCAGUUAAAAUUAUAAAAAA